This is a messenger RNA of Notolabrus celidotus (New Zealand spotty), 1815 nucleotides long. It is a transcript of the gene trmt61b, whose product is annotated as tRNA methyltransferase 61B. Gene Ontology annotation, cellular component: tRNA (m1A) methyltransferase complex. The transcript is spliced from 8 exons. Gene Ontology annotation, biological process: tRNA methylation. The record is from RefSeq and is a predicted model, not a curated record. Lineage: Eukaryota; Metazoa; Chordata; Actinopteri; Labriformes; Labridae. The coding region runs from base 221 to 1708 and encodes 495 amino acids.
CGGUUGGUUGACAUUAGUUACUAUAUGUGUCGCUAAGUGAUGACGUCGGUCGCAUGUGUUGUCCAGCAUGGUGACCUCCUCAGACUGUAAAUACAGCCGGUUGCAAACUGGAAGUGGUUCCACUAUUUUAAAGAAGUGUUAUAUCUGCUUUCAGUUUAACGGAUGAUAUCUGAUGACUUAUUCCUUACUUUUAAUGUACGUUAUUUAAAAAUCUGAAGUAAUGGCUGCACAGACCCCUUUUGCUGGACUUCUAUUCAUGCGCAGACUGGUGAGAAUCUGCACACCUCCUCAAAGACACCUCUGUUGCAGGGAUGUUCUUGUAAAACUCUAUAAACAGAGAAAGGAAAUAAGAACUUUUUCCUCCAGUACAGUGACAUUUAAAGAGAAUGAGGGAGACAACUCAGACUCUUUACCCACGGGGUCCGAGCUGUCCUCUAGGCAUGCAGUGCAGUACAGAAAGAGAAGACCACUGUCCCCCUUGGAGAGGAUAAGUGGCAUGCUGCCCCAGGACACCCUGAGUCCUGAGGUGAUGCAGUUGAGGGAGCAGGACCAGGAAAACCCUGAAGAUGGCACAGGCAUCCAGGGUUCUAUUACACAAGAGGAGUCUGAACAUGAAGCAAUCCCUAAAACAGAUGGCCCAAAGACCCAUCAUAGCUUAGAUGUAGCAGAGGAGCCGGACUCUCCAGGAGCUGAGUCAAACACAGCUUUGAAUGCAGAUACAAGUUUGAUAUCACCCAGUCUACCUGGGGAGAGACCACUUGCAUUUGGGGAAUAUCUUGUGGCAGAGUAUCGUAAGCAGGGGCAUGUGGAGUUCAGGAAGAUGUUUCAGCUGCAGCCAAGGACACGACUGCAGAGUGGAUGGGGGGUGAUCAUGCACGAUGACAUAGCUGAGCAGACUGCAGGGUGCUACCUGAAGACAAACAGGGGGGUGUCCCUCUUCAUACGCCGGGCUAGUUUGGAGGAUUAUGUGCUGUACAUGAGGAGGGGGCCUGCCAUCGCCUACCCCAAGGAUGCAGUCACCAUGCUAAUGAUGAUGGAUGUGACAGAGGGAGACUGUGUGCUGGAGGCGGGCUCAGGGUCCGGGGCCAUGUCUCUGUUUCUGUCCCGAGCAGUUGGCUCUAAGGGCCGUGUGCUAAGUGUGGAGGUCAGAGAGGACCAUCAGAAGAGAGCUGUGCUGAACUACCAGCGCUGGAGGACGGCGUGGAGUCUGCGACGAGGGGAGGAGUGGCCCGACAACGUCCAGUUUCACAACGCUGACCUGAGCACGGCUUCCUCACUCCUCGCUGGUCAGGGGUUCCACUCGGUUGCUCUGGACUUAACAAACCCUCAGCUGGUCUUAUCCACUGUGACUCCACUCCUGCACCGUGGAGCUGUGUGUGCUGUCUACCUCGCCAACAUCACACAGGUCACUGACCUGCUGGAAGGGCUCCGGUGUUUGCGGCUCCCUCUGCUGUGUGAAAGCAUCAUCGAGGUCCCAAUCAGAGACUGGCUGGUGGCUCCGGCACUUCAGAAAAACAGAAUGUACUGCACGAGGAAGGCUCCCAUUCUGACUGAAGAUCAGAGGCAGAUGGUUGAGACGUCAGAUGACACAGAGGCAUCCACAGAGGAACAGCCAGCCUUUGGGAGUGUUCCCUACAUCGCCAGACCUCACCCUUUACAAAAGAGCCACACAGCUUUCCUGGUGAAACUGAGAAAGUUCGUGCAGUAGCUGUUCUGCUUGAGAAGAACCUUGGACAAAAAUGAAUGUUUGAUAUCAACCCUUGUUCUCUCUUUUCUGUAAACUGUAUCUUUUGUGUAAAGACCCUCACUCACUGA